UCCGAAUUUGGCAUGAAGAAAAGGAGAAGCAAGCUUAAAGAUUCGGCUAUUCCAACGAUCAGAUUUGGAGUGAAGUCUUCCAAGAAGCAAGAUUUACCAACACGACCGGCUGCAGUGAAGAGAGAAAGAAAAAGGGGGUCCGUACAUCUGAUGGAUAUGUAGCAGCAACCCGAGACUGUCGUAGGGCCUUCCCAAUCUUCUGGUACCCAGAGAUCUGUAGCUACCAGAGUAAAACAUAAGUUUGAAUUCAAUGAUAUUUCCAGUAGACAGAGCAGUCUUUCCAGUAGAAUUAAAUGUAUGACUUAGAACUUUAAGUGUAUAAGUUUAGUAUUUUUCAUUUUGUUUGAUAACCAAGCUGGAAUUAGCUAAGCCUAUACAUUUUAAUAUACUGUAGUCAAAGCAGUAAAAUCAGGUCACGAUCUUAAUUGUUUUUGCCAUAGGAAAAAUUCCAACUAAAUGUGGGUUGCUUUGGAAUGAAAUUAUAAUGUUUGAGACCAGCAUGGACUAUAAAUGAGACUGAAAUAAUUUUGGAGUAUAUUGAUAAAUCAGUGAAAAUGUGUUAUUUUUUAUAUUUUUUUUUGCAGGUAUCCAGACCUUGUCAUUUCACAUGUGCGAUAGAGGUACACAGUAUUUUGCACCAGAAAUGACUGAUCCAGAAAGGACCAAAGGGACAAUGUGCAACAUUCCACAGGAAGAGAAGGUGAAGGAGCAGGAAAUGAUGGAAGUAGAGGAAGUGGAGGAUGGAAAGCAGGAAGAAGAGGAGAUAUCGUCAGAUGAUAAACAUGAAACCUCAGACUACCUCCCCAAAUCUUCAGAGUCGUCUUCGGACUACCAGAGCACACCCCAGAAACCUCGCAAAAAGCUGUGCAAAACCCGUGUUGGAAGAUCUCCUGCAGUGGCAGUGGAACCAGGUAUGGUUGUUCCUCCUCAUGAAGAAAAGAAGUAUAUCGUGUUCGAGGGAAAGCAAUAUCGUGUUCAGGCAACGUUAGCGUUAGGAAGAGAGAGAUGGGGACCAUGGUCAUUGUGAACGCCGAAUGCUACUCUUGCGGCAAGAUGUGGAAGUGGGAAAGCCAGCCCUACUUUCACAGAACACCUGCAGGAAACGUGCUGCUUUCUGCAUCAACCCUAUUUGCGGGAGGGAGCUGGAAGAAGGUUGAACGGAUACUAGGCAACCUUCGGGUAGCCUGCAUCUCAGAGCAGACUUUUUAUGGGAUUCAAAGAACCAUCCUCCAGCCAGUCAUCGAAAAGAAGUGGGUACAGGACCAACAGAAGGUGGUCCAACAACUGGUCGCAGCUGCAACUCCCCUUACACUUGCUGGUGAUGGACGGGCAGACAGCCCAGGGCACUCUGCAAAAUAUGGAGUGUAUACAGGACUGGAAGUCAAAAUCAACAAGAUUGUCGACCUUGAGUUGGUUCAGAGUAAUGAGGUCAAGUCCAGCUACCAUAUGGAGCUAGAGGGGUUCAAAAGGCUCCAGGCAUUUCUAGCCAGCAACGGACUAGAUAUUGGGAAGCUCAUCACUGACAGACAUCUGCAGCUUGCCAAGUACGUGAGGGAAAACUCACCAACCAUCCUACACACCUAUGAUGUCUGGCAUUUAGCGAAAAGUGUCCAGAAAAAGAUCCAUGCUCUUGCCAAACAGAAGAGUUUUGAAGAUCUGCUAGUCUGGGAGAGAAGUAUAACAAACCAUGUGUACUGGGUGGCAUCAUCAACAAAGGAUGAGGAAGGUGACCCCCGGGAAGCAAAGUGGACUUCUCUUGUCAACCAUAUCCAGGGGAUCCACGAGGGACACUCAGAACUCUUUCCAAGAUGUCUUCAUGGGGAUCUCCAAGGAGAAAGACCAAAGAAAUGGCUCAAGACAGGUACCAUCGUUACUGAGAAGCUUGAUGACGAAGCUAGUGAAGGACAUCAAGAAGAUGUCAUCUGGAAAACAAACUUCAUCCUUGGAAUCCUUUCACGCCGUGAUCAGUUUGCACCAAAGAUGAGGUCGUACAAGUAUCAUGGAAUGCUGAGCAGGCUUCAUUUGGCAGCAUUACAUUACAAUGCAAACAGUGACCGCAAACAAGCAACCACAAAGAAAGGGGAGAAGCGCUAUGCCAUCAGCAAGCCGAAGUACAAACCAGGAGCUGCUUCUGUCAAAGAACCACGCAUCCACUCCUAUGUUGUGGAACUCAUGGCUGACAUUUCCGAAUAUGAGAGCGAUGCAUCACCACUUCCAAGGCAGCCGUCUCCACCACCACUGACCAGUAGCCAUGUCUAUCCAUCCAGAGAGGAGAUCAUUCAACGGCAUCGCAGCAGAUUUUCUCUUGACCAAUAAUUGCUUUGUGUUCCUUUGUGAAUAACUAUUCGCUGAAUCCACUAGCACAAAGUUUACAUGUCAUACUGAUCACAACUGCUCAAAAAGGGUCAUACUUAGUAGGGCUGUGCACAACAGUGUAAUGAGGUACCCGAGUACAUUCCUAGGCUCACAGGCGAAUACCUGAAUAUUCGGACGCCAUUUUUUUAUGCCUCCGCCACCGAAGGUGGUGCCGGAGGCAUCA
Molecule: messenger RNA, 2539 nt
Organism: Strongylocentrotus purpuratus (purple sea urchin)
Lineage: Eukaryota; Metazoa; Echinodermata; Echinoidea; Camarodonta; Strongylocentrotidae
Exons: 8
Coding region: 1006-2316 (436 amino acids)
Source: RefSeq, a predicted model, not a curated record